CUCAGGUUAGGAAUCCUACGUUUCCACCUCCCCACCGUCCCGAUGGCUGCAUGCAAGCGGACGUGCAGCGCAACGACAAGCUGCGAGCAGACGCGACACCACCGCACCCCAACGAGCCUCCCACCCACCGAGCAGCCGUCGUCGACUGGGAUGCGUAAUUUGGAGUUUGCGCUAAUCCUCCCGUUUUCUCCUCCGCCGUCAUGUGCAGGAAUAACUCCGCCGGCGACGGGAUUACACACGAAAGAUAACCUCGAUGUUUUUUCGUGAGAUGGAUAAGAAGAAAAAAAGGUGCGUCGAUAUUCUCGGUUCGCGUGUUUGACCGUCGAACGAAGAGGCUGGCUUUUGUGGGCUGAGGAGCGGAUGCGGGGAUCCACGGCACGCCGCCCCGGCUGCACACAUGGCGAACAGCAGCGCGUUCGAGAGCAGCCCGUCCUUCCACAACCACGCGUCCGCGGCCUCCGCGCUCAAGCUGGCCUCCCUGGGUCUCAUCACGGGCGUCAGCCUGCUGGGCAACGCGUCGCUGUCGGCGCUGCUCUUAAAGGACAGCUCGCUGCACAAACCCCCCUACUAUUUCCUCCUGGAUCUGUGCCUGGCCGACGCGCUCCGCUCCGCCGUGUGUUUCCCCUUCGUGAUGGCUUCCAUCGGCAGCGGCUCGGCUUGGCCGUACGGCUCGCUGUGCUGCAAGCUCGUCGCCUUCGCGUCGGCGCUCUUCACCUUCCACGUCGCCUUCCUGCUCUUCUGCGUCAGCAUCAGCCGCUACAUGGCCAUCGCCCACCACCGCUUCUACUCCAAGCGGAUGAACGUGUGUACGUGCAUGGCGGUCAUCUGCAUGGUGUGGACGCUGUCCGCCGCCAUGGCUUUCCCUCCCGUGUUCGACGUGGGCACGUACCGCUUCGUGCCGGAGGAGGAGCAGUGCACCUUCGAGCACCGCUACGUGAAGGCGAACGACACGCUGGGCUUCAUGCUGAUGCUGGUCGUCACCGUGGGGACCACCCACGCCGUUUACUGUAAGAUGCUGUGCUUCGUUUACAAUCACCGCAAAAUGAAACCCACUCAGCUGGUCCCGGCCAUCAGCCAGAACUGGACCUUCCACGGGCCCGGGGCCACGGGGCAGGCCGCCGCCAACUGGAUCGCCGGCUUCGGCAGAGGACCCACGCCGCCGACCUUGGUGGGCAUCAGGCAAGCGGCGCACGCCGGCAGCAGGCGGCUUCUGGUGCUGGAUGAGUUCAAAACGGAGAAACGCAUCGGGAAGAUGUACUACAUGAUCACGCUGACCUUCGGCGUCCUUUGGGCGCCCUACAUCGGCACCUGCUACAUGAGGGUGUUCAUGCACGGGGCGCCCGUCCCGCAGCUCUACUUGUCGGCCGCCGUGUGGAUGACUUUUGCUCAGGCCGGCGCCAACCCCAUCAUCAGCUUCCUGUUCAACAAGGAGCUCCGGAUGCGCCUCAGAGGCUGCCUGCCUUGCUGCCUGGGCACGCAGACCCCCAUGGAGCCGUUCUGCGUCAUCUGACCCGUCGUGAGGUCGCGACGCUUCGCCGCCGUUUUGGCAGAGUGCGUCCUCAAACUGCACACAAGGAACGCCUGGACUCGCGGUUGGAAUUUGCAUAAAUGGAUACUCUUUUUAGUACAGUAGAUCCCUGCUGUUCACGGGGCGUACUUUCCGAAUAACGUACGCACGCAUUAAUAGCCAUAAAAAUGCCUAUUUUAUAUACUGAAGACCUUUCUAGGUCUUAUUAUUGUAUUUUAAAUGACAGGUCUUGGUACUCGGUACUAAAUACAGUGUCGGAUAGACUGAUACUCAACUGCAACAUUUUGACUUCUUUGGUUUUGAACUAAAUUAGCUUGGUUAGCUUGUUAGCUCGCGGCUGUCUCCAGUCCCUGCAGCACAAGAGUUGACAUUGUGUUGUAAACAAUGACUAACAGGAGCGUAAAGGUGACUAUAGGGGUGUUAUUUCAUGUCUACAGGGCUCUAAUGGUGUAUUUGGAAAGUCCUAAACUGGUUUUAGGACUCUCCAUUUAGCAUUAAAUUUUAUAUUGCGGAAAUUCGGACAAAAUUGCAGACGACUGUACUUCGGCAUUGAAUGAUGGUGUCUUUCAUUUGUUGACCAAAACCAUAAAUAAUAAGCCAACAAUAAUACAACAAUAUAAAUCAAUACAGUUGUAAUUAUCCCCAUAUUCUAGUUCAGCUUCCCGAAGUUUGUAAACAAUAUAUAAAUAAGUAAUACCAAUAAAAAAACAGAUCAUUAUGAAAAUAAACAUACCAGUAUCGAUAUCGAUAUCGCCCCUAUCGAAUGAUAAUGAAAGAUAACGAUGAUGCCUUAUACGAUGAUGACAGUGAUUGUGAAGCGUAGACGGCCAAUCAGCAGGAAGUAUUGGUAAAAAUGAAAAAAACAUUGGCUGCAUUCAAACCUCACAGCAAUAUUGUCAUAUUCGAUUUCAUAAAAUACUAAUCUCUUUUUAUUGGCAAUAUAAAAAAACAGAAAAGCCGAGCCGCCAUCUUGUUCCUGUGUUUGUACAGAUAUCUGCCGAUGAUGUUGUAUCGCCACCCGCUUGUACCGCUUUUGUUAGCGCUUGUCGUUAUAUGUAUGCUGUAUCAUGAUGCUGAAUAUGUUAUGCUUUAUGAUGAUGAUUUGCUGCAAAUUUUAAAAAAAAUACUAAAAAUUUUAAUAUUUUGAGAAGAAAUCUGCAAAUGUGCGGGGAUCUACUGUAUUUGUGUCCUUUCAGCCAAAGUCGUAUUUGGAAGUAACAAACGUCGAUUUAAGGACUUCAUCACAAUACUGACAUUUUUCUCAAUAUUUCUACGUAUAUGAAGACACCAAAUUUUUAGAUUUUCCCAAAUACGCUUUCCUCAGACGAGACCAAAUCGCAGAUAUUUUUUUGUCAAGGAUGGCGUCAACAUUUGUAUAUAAAAUAUAACCUUUCUUAUGCUUUGUAAGCAGCUAAUGGAAAUACCGUAAUGUUUUACAAUACUGUCUGUUAUUAUUAUUAUUAUUAUUAUUAUUAUUAUUAUUAUUAUUCACUUUAACCCACAAGAACCCUUUUUCAGCUUUGUGCUUGAACUCAUCGGCUUCUUACGUCACGAUGAAACACUUGUCAUGUGACAGGAAUGGCUUCAGAUGUCAAAUAUUACAAUUCAACUAUUUAUUCAAUUAUUUAUUGAAUAAAAAAAAAUAUGGCUAGCCUUAAAAUAGCCAAGGAAAUUCCGGAAAAAUUAUGGGUUCUUCUGGGUUAAAUGCAUUUUGAAUAUUUGAUUUAUGAGUGUAAGGAAGGUGAUGACAUUCCCAUGUCUUUCUUUUGAUAUGAACAAGGACACUCGGACCACUUGGUGCUAUUUCACAGAAGAAUGGUUGAACUCUUUGUAUUUCUUAGCAAAUAAAUAAGAAA
Messenger RNA from Doryrhamphus excisus (bluestripe pipefish), 3384 nucleotides. It is a transcript of the gene gpr27, whose product is annotated as G protein-coupled receptor 27. Gene Ontology annotation, molecular function: G protein-coupled receptor activity. Gene Ontology annotation, biological process: G protein-coupled receptor signaling pathway. The record is from RefSeq and is a predicted model, not a curated record. Gene Ontology annotation, cellular component: plasma membrane. Lineage: Eukaryota; Metazoa; Chordata; Actinopteri; Syngnathiformes; Syngnathidae.